Messenger RNA from Dicrocoelium dendriticum, 1003 nucleotides. The record is from the annotation of a GenBank genome assembly. NCBI's taxonomy places the organism in Eukaryota, Metazoa, Platyhelminthes, Trematoda, Plagiorchiida, Dicrocoeliidae.
GGGCCACUAUGCAUGGUGACCGUACUGUUGAACGUAAAAUCGCAGAUGCGGUUAACAAAGUUAACAGAGGACUCGUUGCUUAUUUUGAGAAAACCGUCGCUAGUACCUGUGCAAAAAUAAAAAAGGUGGACGAAAAUUGGCUCCGAUUAAUGGUUGAUGAAAUCACUCGAGAAUUUCUGCAAAACACCGAGCGUGACGUUUCUACCAUAUUAAAGAAUUAUGCAGUGAAUGAGAAGGUUACCACACUAGAAUACGCCAAUCGUAAUCUUCAUUCGAGCCGAGUGUGGUAUCCUUCCGGGGAUCCAGACAAGGAUGUUCGUGCGCAAUUGCUUGCUGUUGAUAGAGCGCACUUAAAACAGCUGUCAGAACGAGUACUUACCCUUCAUGGUGAAGUGCGACCCAUCCUGAAUGAAGUCCAAAGACAGCAAUGCAGACUGCGCAGUGAAUUCCACGAGGUUCAGCUGUGUGCCAAGCAAAUCUCCGAGGUUCAUUGAGUUCUCGGAUAUCCGGUGACUGGUGAGCUGACCAUUGCAAGUACCACAAGUAAAUGCUCCUGCGUCGUGCAUGGCGGCCGAGAUCCUAUGCCACUCAACUUCAGUGUCAUUCGGACAAGGGAGCGAAAGUUCGGUGCGUACUGCAUCCUGACAUAUUCUCUCCUAUCGGCCGCUGAUAAGUGUUGUCUAUCGAAGAUCUCUGACAAUCUGGACUGCGAUACCGUGUGAUCCUCAGUCAAUAAAACUGUUCUGGAAUCUUGUGCUGAAGGACAUCUAUUUUUCUACUGCGCUACAACAAAAACAUGCUUCUGUGAAACCUUCCUUUCGACACAAUGACUAUAAACUGUGCUUCCCUAGUUGACCACUUUCUUUAGGCUGUAAGGAAGAAAAAAACAUUUGCGUUAGUUUGUUACCACUCGUUGGGUUUGUACAGAUCACUUACCAUUCCACCACUGAUGUCUGUAUCCGUUGAUAUGCUGGAACAAGAUAAACCCAAUUUUAAUGUUUCA